This is a messenger RNA of Podospora anserina S mat+, 735 nucleotides long. RefSeq lists its product as uncharacterized. Lineage: Eukaryota; Fungi; Ascomycota; Sordariomycetes; Sordariales; Podosporaceae. Bases 1 to 735 code for a protein of 244 amino acids. The record is from RefSeq and is a predicted model, not a curated record. The transcript is spliced from 2 exons.
AUGGUCAUCAAGCGCAAACGGUCCGACUCGCACCUGAGCUCCUUUAGCUCAGCCCUUGCAUCACCACCUCGGGCGAGCAGCUUCAACUUCGAUGCCAUCAGUGCGAUGGAUACGGCUAGGCGCGGCUUCUUUUCGCCCCGUCUCCCCACCUCUUCACACAUGCCUGGCCGCACCAGGAAGCGCUUCCGCGAUAAUAGGCCACCUGAGGCAAUCAUUCACCAACGUACCCUAAAUCUGCUAUUCUCUGCACAACAGCAGCAACAUACUCAUCAACAAGCGCCGUCGCCGCCCCAAGUUCAAGUCACUGAACCGACUCCAACCUUAGUUCCCUCAGAGGUGCACCCCGACCAACACCAACGCUCCCUCCACAGCUUCUGGAAGCUCCCCACACGAACUGUGGCUAGCCCGUCGUCGUCUCAGGCGUCUUUGACCUCUUCGCCAUCCCCAAUUGCGAUGCCCAACUCAUCCACAGCGGUGGUUUCAACAACAUGUGACGACUGUGGCGUGGGGCUGCUGGAAUCGGAUGCCUGUGGUGAUCAAGAUGGCAUCAUGAUGGAUAUAGAUGGAGGCGGCGAAAUGGGAGAAAACACGUGCGGAGCGUGUGGGAAGACGGUAUGCUUCAGCUGCUCGGUCAGCAAUCUUGGGGAGCACAGGCGAUGUUUGGCUUGCGCUGGGAGACGGGACUGGGGGGCAGCCAACGGGAGCGGGCGGACCCAGGGUGUUGACGUGUACUGA